This is a messenger RNA of Diachasma alloeum, 5525 nucleotides long. RefSeq names its product F-BAR domain only protein 2. The transcript has 8 exons. Lineage: Eukaryota; Metazoa; Arthropoda; Insecta; Hymenoptera; Braconidae. Gene Ontology annotation, cellular component: plasma membrane; clathrin-coated vesicle; cytoplasm. Gene Ontology annotation, biological process: clathrin coat assembly; clathrin-dependent endocytosis. The coding region runs from base 451 to 3174 and encodes 907 amino acids. The record is from RefSeq and is a predicted model, not a curated record.
AGAAGAGUCCUCAGUGUUUGUCCGCGGCAGUCCGCGGCAUCGUUCUAUCCGCUGUCCGUGAACCUUUCACGGCGGAAUCCAUCACAACUUGAUAAUCCUCUAUCGUCCGCAGCGAAAAGUGAUAGUAAGGUGAGGUGUCACGUCGUAUACCCAUUUGCUCCGAUAUUUUGCACUCUGCCGAUGCACCAGGAAUCACCGAAUCGCCCCAACCAAAGAACACAAAUAUUUGCGACAAAAAAAGAAUCAUCCGCCUAUAGUCGUUCGUUUGUUACGAUUGUUUUCUGCGUAUGUAUGGGAGUGAUUUUUUAGUAUUGGUGAAGCAAUAGAGAAACAAGCUUCACACGAACAACGGCACUGAGGAAUAUCCGGGCGCGGUUUAGCGAGGAGUACGUUGAAACAGUAAAUUAUUACUCCCUAUUAUGUACUGAAAAAUGGUCUGAUUGACUCAUCAUGACUGUCGAUUUUGCUGAUUACUUCUGGGGUGAAAAAAAUAAUGGAUUUGAUGUGCUGUAUCAUAAUAUGAAACAUGGAGUUGUGGCGAGCAAAGAAUUGGCUGAAUUUCUCCGAGAGAGAUCGACGAUCGAGGAGAACAACUACAAACUGCUCAGCAAAGUUGCUAAACAAGCAAGCAACAGUAGCAGUACACAGGGUACAUUUGCACCAGUAUGGGCAGCCCUGCGCGGUGCGGCUGAAAAACUCGCGGGUCUUCAUCUUCAAAUGGCCCAGCGAGUCUCAGAAAUUAUCAAAGAUGUGUCGAAGUACGCUGACGAGCUUCACAAGAGGCACAAGGCUGUUAAAGAGGAAGAAUCCUCAACCCUCGAGGUCGUUCAGAAUAUUCAGAGCAUCACAGUGACACUCCAGAAGGCCAAGGACAUGUGCAUGCAGAAGGCGUUGGAGUUGGAGAAGCUUAGGAAGGACAGUGCCAGCCAACGAGAGCUGGAGAAGGCUGAAGCCAAAUUUAAGAAGACUCAGGAUGACUAUAGAACACUUGUGGAUAAAUACACUGCAGUUAGAAAUGAUUUUGAGACUAAAAUGACAGCUGCAUGUAGGAGAUUCCAAGACGUGGAGGAGACCCAUCUCAGACACAUGAAGGAGUUCCUCAACACCUACGCAGAUGCGCUCCAAACGAAUCACGAGCAGGUUGGACAGGUUCACAUUGACUUCAAACGCCAGUGCCUGGACAUGACGGUGGAAAAGCUACUGGAGCAAUUUGUGCAGUCGAAAUAUACGGGUUUCGAACGGCCAGGUAAUCAUCGUGACUUUAUCAACGACAGUACGAAAGCCACUGAUGAUGUACGUAAUACGCCAGGCGCGAUCGAGUAUGACGAGGUGAUGACGAGUCUAGCUGAGAUUGCCAGUCAAACACACCAGUUGGAGGCGACUAAUGACACAACAGCCAAGGAUGCAACGACCAAAGGAACUAAUGGAGAAACAGGCGUUGCUGGGUUUCUUCGCAGUAGACGAGAGAAGAGAAAGGAGAAAAAGGCGAAGAAAAAGAAGGACUCGGUGGAUACAAGCAGUAACAAGGAAGAAAAGUCUGAUCUAGAGGAGAAGGACGAGAGCCGAAAGUCCGAAACGCCAACACCCGAAGUGGAUGAGGAUGGUUUUUGCAUAAGGCCAAAGCCCGAUCCGUGGGAAAAUGAGAAAGGUUUUUACUCGAGUUCGGACACUGAAUCAGAGGACGAGAGAGAGAGAAAAAUAAGAGUUGAGAUAAAGCCAUUGAGCAAUGGUGGUGCACCCAUGAGUGCAAGUGUCGAUGAGUUGAGAGCAACUGUUGAGAAUCUCUCGUUGUCACCGGCACCCACGGGUCGCAGGGGUUCAAAUACCGAUUCGGAUCAUCUUAUGAAGAGAUCUCAGUCAGUUUCUCAACAGCUUGGUAAACCAAGUUCAGAUUUACUUGGAUUAAAUUUAUUCAAUCCAAGUAGUACACCAUCGAGUGCCUCAACACCUACAGCGAGUCAUCCUUAUGCACCUUUGCAGAGUCCGCCACCAACGUCAUCGUCACCAGUGCCACAGAGUGCACCACCACAAUUGACAAGUUUACAUAGUAAAUUUCCUGAGGGUGAUUUAUUUUCGGAGGUUGGUGAUAUUACACCUGCAUUGCCACCUAAGCAAUCAGCCUCGUCUACACCUACGGGGUCAAUUGCUAUUCCAAGACCACCUUCACGACGCAGUGAGGGCCCAACUAGAGGCCGAGCAUCGCCUGCCACUAUAUCAAGGGCUGACAGUGUCGCUAGUUUGGAGUUUCGCACUGCUGGAGUUGGUGUGGGAUCGUCUAGGGGACCGUCACCUCUCACCAUUGGACUUGCUGAUACCAUUCCUCUUGCAGUGGCUUUUCACGAGAUUGUUCACUCGUAUUUUAGGGGAACUGAUGAAAAUCGCUGUCAGGUGAAACUCAGUGGUGACAUGAUGCUAUCGUUUCCUGCGGGAAUCGUGGCUGUAUUGGCAAAUAAUCCCAGUCCUGCUAAACUGUUGUUUAGAAUCAGGAAUAGUAAUCGUCUUGAAAGAUUACUGCCCAAUAGCCAACUUCUUAGCAUUGAUGCCACUCAGACGACAUCAGACUGUACAAUAUUCGAGUUUAAUAUGAGUGCCUUAACCACAUUGCUACGUCGUCAGGCAGAGCAGAACCCCUCGGCCUCGUACUUCAAUGUGGACAUUCUCAAGUAUCAAAUUAAGAAUAAGGAGGGCGCAGGCUCUUGUCCAUUUCAACUAGUGGCGUACUGGAAGUGUGAGUCCACACAUACAGAUCUCAAGAUCGACUACAAGUACAACAGUCGUGCAAUGGCCUCCCCAAGUCCCCUCCUGAAUUUGCACGUAGCAGCCCCUAUAGACGGUGGCUUCAAGACUCUCCACAGUAAGCCCUCAGCCCAGUGGCUGCCCGAUACAAACAGAUUACUUUGGAAAUUCACCGAGCUGUCUCAGCACAGUGAGAGUAAUGGAGUUGGUUCAUUGAAAGCGCGAGUUGAGCUUGAACGUGGUCCAGGAUCUCAAGGGACUAUUGUAACUCAGUUCAAUUGUGAGGGAACAACUCUCUCAGGCGUUGAAUUUGAACUUGUCGGUGCUGGGUACAGACUGAGUCUCGUGAAACGGCGAUUUGUAUCCGGCAAAUAUAUUUGCGAUGGAGACAGCGAUCCAAGAACUCGUUACGCUGCUCCACCCUCUAGCACCGAGUGACGUUUACCCGAGUGGUAGCCAAAGUGGGAAACACAGCCAACUUAAUCGUAAUCGAUUCUGUAUUGCUCACUGCCGAUGCCUUAGACGAUCCAAUGGACAUUGUGCCCAACGGGGAUUUAAACCCAAAUUACAAACGUGGGAUUGAGGGAAGACUAAUAAGAGUUUUCGGAAUUGAGAAUAUUCAAUUGAAGAUAUUCAUGUGUUAAUAUUUCAUGCAUACAAAAGAAAGAAGUUUCAAAACUAUUAAUGUUAAGAUAAUAAGUUCCUGGUUGCUUUCUGGAAACAUAAAAUUAUAGAAUUAAAAGUUAAUGGGUCCAUGUACCCGAUUCUUAAAAUACACAGUCCCAAUUUUCACAGAUUUUUUUUAAAUUAAGGGUACAAGGCUGCUAUGAGUUGGAAAAAUCAAGAAUUAUUUAAGUGAGGAUCUCUCAAUGUUUCUCCUGUAUUCCUAAUUAUCUCCUUUCUGUGUUUUAACAUGAAUGCAAAGACUGAUAAUUCGUGUAAAAAAAGUAAUUGGUCAUUGGCCGCGUAAAAUCCUAAAAUAAUAUGAUGAGUGAAAAAGCAGUGCCGUGUACUCUAUUUUUUAAAUAAAACAACUUUUUUCUCCAGAAUGUUCUAAAAAAAUCAGGGGUCUAACAGCGAAAAAAAAUUUGUCAAUUUUGCGGAAAAAAUUGUUGUCCAUCUGAAAAAUGAAGUAUACUGGAUAAUUUUUUUGACAAUAAACAAUGAGUUUUACCACACAUGGAAUAUAGAGAAAACAUGGAGAUCAUCAUUCAACCCGUCAUGUUUAAAAUACAUAGCAAUAUCCCCUCAAAUAUAAAUGUAAGUUUUCUAUAAAAAGAUACAUUAAUUCUGAAAAAUAACUUAGAAAUUUAUAAUUCAGAUACUUAUCAUAACUCGGAGGCCGAAUAUUGAAAAUGUAACAAUACUGUGAAAAUAUGGACUCUUACAAAUAGAGAAUUGAACCAUUUCUUGAUUUUACGUUCGUACAGAGUUGAUGAACAACGACUUUUAAAAAUUAAUAGAUAACACGGGAGAAUUUUCUAUUCAACAUCCUGCAACUUGGAAAACUCAGUUAUCUACCCUUAAAGGCUGUUGGAUACCAAAGAGAUAUAUGAUCGUUUCUGAUAUUGGAUGAGCUUAUUAUUCAUUUGGGUUCCUUGUGAAAAGAUAUGUACGAACACCAAAGGCUUCCUAAGGAAUAGAAAUGCGAACACAAAAUUUAAGGGAAUUAAAUUAAAUUUCAUUUGUAAAUAGACAUGUCUUCAGUUAGAAAAUCGUCUUUAUGAUCUUUUUUUUAUUGAAUAGGAAGGUAGGGUAGAGGACGAGUGCACUGGCAAGAUUUUCUACGCAAAAAUGGCGAGGAAUUUCGAUCUAUUUCAGUUAGGAGAAACUUCCGUUGUUAACCCUGUAGUGAUCGCGCUUUCGUAAGCGUCCCACUCGCUCUACAGUGGCACCUAUAUGCUGCGUAUGGUUUAGCGGGGAUUCCCUCACGAUGCAACCACUUAAAGGUCGAGAGAUAGGAAAAUAUUUUAUUUGAGAAUGCUGAAAAUGAAGUUGAAAUUUGUUUGUUCUUUGGUGUCCAAACACAUUUACCCGUAGCCAGAAUAAUUUGCCAUUUUCUAUUGCACUGGAUGAUUGUGUUAGUUCUUGUUUCGCAUGUUGAAAUGAUUAUUUAUCCAUAAUAAUUGCGUUAAUAUACUCGUUACAUUGUUCCAUAUUGUUAGUUGUUGUCAUGUUAAACACAUGAAAUAGACAAAUUCAAUUAUGGUAAUUUCGAAUCCUUGAAUUCGUGGAUGAUGUUACAAUUACUUUCCUUCGAAGUAUUCUUUUUUGCUUUUUGCCGCGUGCAAAGUUUAUUUGAGAGCAAUAAUAAGCGAUGACUGUAUACAAACAAGAGUCGUCAAUCUGAAUAUUACGAAUGUUCUUGUGUAAACUUGAGCAACAUAUACUCAUUGUAAAUCUUUGGAACGUAUGAUAUUUUACAGAAACAUUCCCCUUGACCUCUCCUGAGCAGGUCCACUCGGAUUUACUCAUCAAUUACAUAUCUGCAGAAAGAGAAUGUUUCGCAGACGAUAAUGAAGAGGAAUCAAUGAUUCAUUUGUUUUGGAUCGAUUGAAACGGCACUUUAAAUUAUUUCAUAAAUCAUUCCAAUUAAACUGAUAAUUAAUUGAAUAAUUGAUGAUUAUAUUUUAAGUUGUCAAUAUUUCGGUUUUUAUAACAAUGUCAUUUGUAUUAUAAAUGAAGAAUAAAUACGAAAAAAUUUAUAAAACACGUUUAACCGAGGACGUUAACGUGAAUCAGUGUGGACACGGCUGUAAAUAAUCUCAAUAAAAUUAUAUCAAAAAGAA